CGAGCGCGAGCACCAAUGGCGUCGAUCUCGAGCUUGGAUUUGGGAAAGAUCGUGCCCGGCGCCGGCUUCCUCCUCCACCGCCACGCCGCCGUUCCCAGCGCCCCUGUUCUCCGGGGGAGGAGCGCGAGCGGGCGGUGCGGCCUCGCUGUCUCGGUCUCGUUCUCCAAUGGUUCAGCUGGGCUCUCCCCACUGAGUGACUCGGAGAAGAAAUGCCCUGUGGUGAUGGAGAUCCCGCUGGAAGAUAUCCGGAGGCCGCUAUUUCAAACGCGUGCUAAUGAUCCCGAUAAGGUGCAGGAGCUCAUCGACAGCAUCCGUGUCAUCGGCCUCCAAUUGUCUGAGGACGUUUGUGCUAUGGUUGAUUGA
Molecule: messenger RNA, 363 nt
Organism: Triticum aestivum (bread wheat)
Lineage: Eukaryota; Viridiplantae; Streptophyta; Magnoliopsida; Poales; Poaceae
Product: sulfiredoxin, chloroplastic/mitochondrial-like
Exons: 3
Coding region: 16-363 (115 amino acids)
Biological process (GO): cellular response to oxidative stress
Cellular component (GO): cytoplasm
Molecular function (GO): sulfiredoxin activity
Source: RefSeq, a predicted model, not a curated record